UCUGAUGUAAAUGAUUAUAAUUCUUGUCCACGAACCCAACUAAAGAAGAACAGCAUCUGGAACAUAGUACAACCUCGAUGAAACGUUUUGUAUACGCCCAACGGACCAUAACUAGCUGGCAUAUCAGAACCGUCCGACCCGCCCCAUCAACCAUUCAUUCACGAGCCAUGUCAACCGAGAAGACACCAAAGGAGCAACCUGAAACCACUUCUAUGGACCCGAACCUCAGCGAUCAACAAGCCUCAAGUCAGCCUCUUCCUCUCCCAGAACCGCCAAAGGAUACAGAUGCAACUACACUCGAUGUCAGCACCGGACAGAGCGUGAAGCUCGACAAACUCGGUCCCAUGGUCGUCAAUCGCGAUGGAACGUUGAGUCGGAUUGCCAACUGGGAACAUAUGACCGAGAUUGAGCGAAACAAUACCCUCAGAGUACUCGGGAAACGGAAUCAAGUGCGGCUGGGUGCAUUAAGGAAUGACGAGGCGAAUGGCGAAGAGUCGGGUGGUAAAUGAGUCAUGACUGAAUUCAUCUCACGAGCGUUCUUGGCGGUUCUCGACUGUGGAUAGAACGAAAGCAAAGGUGGUUUCUGGGUUUAGCGAACACUAACUCGAGGAGUUCAAUUCUGCACCCAACUAGGUUCGACCGAUGAAGGAUAUGGGGAACCGGUGGAAAGAGUGCGGCACAGCACGAAUUGUACGAUAAGAUGUAGUAUACAGUAGCCGAUCA
Molecule: messenger RNA, 723 nt
Organism: Westerdykella ornata
Lineage: Eukaryota; Fungi; Ascomycota; Dothideomycetes; Pleosporales; Sporormiaceae
Exons: 1
Coding region: 78-509 (143 amino acids)
Source: RefSeq, a predicted model, not a curated record